This is a messenger RNA of Guyanagaster necrorhizus, 3210 nucleotides long. RefSeq lists its product as uncharacterized. Lineage: Eukaryota; Fungi; Basidiomycota; Agaricomycetes; Agaricales; Physalacriaceae. Gene Ontology annotation, cellular component: cytoplasm. The record is from RefSeq and is a predicted model, not a curated record. Gene Ontology annotation, molecular function: protein binding. The transcript is spliced from 4 exons. Gene Ontology annotation, biological process: autophagy; response to starvation. The coding region runs from base 100 to 3102 and encodes 1000 amino acids.
GCCACCAUCGCCAACAGUCUCACAAUCGGAAUAUCACCCUUUCAGCCUUGAAUUCGCUUACAAGGCUACCUUCCAUCACUUUCGCUUCGUAUAAUUUUAAUGCCCCUCAAGAAUAAUCGACAUGCACGCAGGAACAAUAUUUCUCACCAAUCUAACGACCAAGACACCGUCGAUACCGUCGACGACGCCCGCUACGAUAUUCCGAAUACCGGCCACACCAGGUCACCAGUAUUCUCGCGAGAGCUUACAAUGCUCGAAUCGUUCUCUAGAACCGUGCGCAACUACGUUCCUUCUUCCAUCCCAAUCCCGGCUGCAGUCCCUUCCCCACCUCUCGUGUCUCGUCCGGUCAUCACGUCCACCAGCCAGGUAUCAAGUAUAUCUGACGAGCCGCUGGCGUCAGGGCUAGCCCAGGCAAUGCAGAAGAACACAACCGGCGCAGAUACUAUUCUUUGGUCCAGGUGGGAUUCGCUAGGGUCCCGCCGCCUUCUCUUUCUUGGCUAUUCGUCGGGGUUUCAGAUAUGGGAUUGCACAAGGCUUAAUUCCGUUGAUGAAGUACUCAAUCUUAAUGAUUUUGACGAUGUGGUUACCUACGCAGCGGUUUUACCCGGACAAUUUGCUAUCGGUGUCCUCACCAAAGACUCUGACUUUCUUGUAUACUCGCUUUCUUCCCACCAAAUUGUUAAACGGAUUCCAUUGGCAACUUCUGCCUAUAGCUUCUCUGCCAGUCAUGAGUAUAUUGUAAUAGCCAUAACAAAUCCUCCUGCAUUGCAAGUCCUCACUUCUUCCACGUUUUCUACUGUAGACACCAUUCCUUCUUCUUCACUCGUUUCAUUCACUCAUACCACCUCCGCGCCGCACCCUAUAUAUACCUUGUCACGCCGUCUCCUCGCGUAUGCCUCUCUACCACCUUCACCCACAACCGCAAUCAACAAUGCGCCUGCUACUCCCCCCAAGCCAAUCGCGACCACUGCCAAGUCUGUCAUCAAUGGCAUGAAGUCAUUUGGUGGCCUAGCCUAUUCGGCUGCAUUGAACAAGCUCGGUGGGGACGCUAAACCUGUCUCUCGAAAUGUGCCAGGCGCUUUAGGAGGCGGAGAAGCCGAUACGUUGCACCAGGAUGACCAGCUUUGUACAGAAACAGGCUACUACGUUACGGUAUUGGACCUACAGACUGGUGCACCACUAGCGCGAUUUCCCGCAUUUAAGCAUUCGUCGAUCUCUUGUCUAUCAUUUUCCCCUGAUGGCUGUUCUUUGCUGUCAGUUUCGAAAGAUGGGCAGGUGAGCCGUGUUCACCAGCUUAGACUUACUCCGAGCGGUGUAUGCUCUGCGUCCAAUCUCAGUGCUCCUCACCAUGUUUAUGACCUCCGUCGUGGACGGACAUCAGCGAUUGUGGAAAAUGUGGAAUGGUCUACCGACGGGCGCUGGAUAGCUAUCGGCACUCGCAAACGCACUAUUCAUGUAUUCGCUGUUAAUCCAUAUGGAGGUGCGCCUGAUGUGGAGAGUCAUAUGUGUGGUCGCGUUAGAAACGCAGAGAGUUUGCAACCUCUCUCUAUUGAGCUAGCGCCAAUCAUCCGAAUAAGACUAACAUCGAAUGGUCAUGUCAGUGGUACAUCAAGCGCCAAUGGACCCUCUUCACCGCCUAUACCGCCUCCAGUGUUCCAGUUUCCGGCGUUUCCCAAUCAAACUCUUCCUCCAUCGCUCCUACCUAUUUCAUCCCCUCAACUAGCGUUAUUAUCUAUUCCAUCUUCGUCUCCAUCGGACUCUGGUUCCCCUCGACAUGCUCAAGGAUAUCCACAACAGCCCAUAAAGAACUUUCAAGACUUGCUUGUAUUUGAUGCCGCUGAUGGACUGCUACAGCUGAAGCGAUGGUUGCUUGGGUCUGGCGGCGUUCGCGAUAUUAUGGAUUUGGGAUCAAUAGGAGGAAUGACAAGCGUCUCACUACCUUUGAGUCUUGCUAUCGGUGGAAAUCGUGUUUCGCCGAGACAACGCGGAAGACGGCUUUCCAGUGGCGCGGGAGGCGGCAUCUCUCCGGACAUGACCAUCAGUAAACCAGAAGGGAAGAGUGAGAGCGAGCUCGUUGCGAAUAAAGAUACUGUUGUAGCUACAUGGGAUCUAAAGAGACGAAAGGAUUGGGCCGAAGUCAAGAAGAUCUUUGAGGAUGAAGAAGCUACGACCAGGGUCCAAUCCGAUUUUUUGUCCCAGGCCGAACUUUCGACUAACUCGAAGUCGCGUCACAUUCUUCCGAGAUCUAUAUAUUUAUCACAUCAGUUUACUUUUCAUACGCUGGGCGAGGACUAUCACGCCCUCAUCCGCCGUUAUCAGCUGGAUAUACCUGGUGUCAACAUUGAAGUGCGUAAACAAGUGCAGGUUAGCGCCUAUUCGACGUUAAAUAUGGGCGGCGAAGCAUUCAUCGAGGCUUCCUCGUCAAUUUCAAGGCGGUCACUCUUUUUUGACGAACCUCUGGCAUCGGCGCUUCUCCAGAGCGAUGGGUUCAGUGAUCGAUUGAGGGGCGUCGGAACAGUUCUGCCUAUGCUACCCAACGGGGAUGGGCAUGGGUCGAGCCGCAUGACCUCCAUCCCAAUUCGCGGUGUAAGUGAAAGUUUUGGGAGACUGAGGAGGGAGAUGAUAGUAGCGCGGCGAAGGAGUGGUAAGAGACGAUCAAGGAAGAGUGGUGAAGAUGAGGGGUUGAGCAUGUCGGUGCCCUUAGAAUUUGAUGAAGCAGAGGAAGAUUUUGUUUUCCGGGUGCUGAGCGACGACGGAGCGCUUGACGAUAGUAGUGCAUCUCGUGGAGACGAGGAUUCCAAUGCUCUUUCUCUAUCCACCGCAGCGACAAGCGAGUAUCCUGUGGAUGCUGACCAGGAGGAUAUCGAGAACGGUGGUGGUGGCGUACCAAUUUCUGAUGACGCUUGGAAUGACGGCUGGGGCGUGGAAGACAAGAAUGCUGUCGAAGAGGUUGAGAUGUAUGAUCAUAUCUCUGCUGUGGGGCUCUUGGAUGAGGAGCAGGAAGAGAUAGAUCGGAGGAUCAGGGAGGAGAAAGAGAAGGUAGCUAGUGUUGCGAAGGGUAGAGGUGCAAAGACUGAGCGGAGGAGCAAGAGAAAGGGUUGAGAGGAUAUAAAUUUAUAAAUUUAGAAUGAAUGUACAGUACAAUACAUGUAUUUUAAAUGAGGACUAUCAUUUGUAGGUACUGAAGAAAAAACUAUAGUACACCUAAGC